Messenger RNA from Ricinus communis (castor bean), 2573 nucleotides. RefSeq names its product transcription factor SRM1. The transcript has 2 exons. NCBI's taxonomy places the organism in Eukaryota, Viridiplantae, Streptophyta, Magnoliopsida, Malpighiales, Euphorbiaceae. Gene Ontology annotation, molecular function: DNA binding. Bases 1297 to 2184 code for a protein of 295 amino acids. The record is from RefSeq and is a predicted model, not a curated record.
GUAAUUGGACAGUGAAAAAGGAAGGAAUCUGAGGUUUAUAACUUUUUCUUCUUUUCUAAUAAUCUGGAGUCGAAGAAACUUGGAUUACUGGUUCAAUAUUUUCAAUCAAUGGUUUUUCUAUUCCCAGGAAUUGCAUAAAUGGGCGAUUACUUUCUUAUCUAUUGACCAAAAAAAAAAAAUGAUUAGGAUCUCGAAGAGUGAGUGUAGACUUAGGUUUUUAAAUAGGGCAAAAUUUUGAAGCUAUCUUUUUUGGGUUAAUUUUUCUUUUUUCUUUUUUUUUUUGGUUAUUUUGAUAUGAUUUUCUACCCAUUUUUGAUUCCCAAGUGAGGUGCAUUAGCUCUCUGCUACUUCAAGAGUUCUAUCAGUCUAAAAGUGAUUUUCUUUUUUCCUUUUUAGAUACCAAUUGUGCAGCGUGUAUGUGAUUUAUUCAAAUGACGGUGUCUAGUUACAUUAGCAGAAGAAUACAAAAAAAAAAAAAAGAAAAAAAGAAAAGAGACUGGAGCUUGCUCUGUAAAUUUUGAGCGUAAAAUACAGAGAGUUAUUGAUGUGAUGAAUUUUUGUGGGCCUAUGCUGUUAAAACUGUUCUUAUCAAGUAGGACACACAAGUUACUGGGUUUUUGUUUGAAUUACGAAUUUGUAUUGUAAGUACGCCUGUUAUUCAUUGUUGGUUUCUGGGGUUUUCUUCUUUGUUUUCUUUCUUUGUUGUCUCUUUCAUAUCUCACUAUCCAAAACCCUAAUUACCAUUCACUUUUCAUCAAUUCACCGUCGCAUUAAUUUUUGUAUAUUUAUUUUUUUAAUUCUCUACAAACUACCAUUUAUUGCAUCUUUGGUUUAAUGGGUUUCAGAUAUUUCUCAUGCUCUAACUGAACUUUGUUGCUUUUUCAUUCAACAAUAGGUCAGCAAUUCACAAGAGUCCAAUUUUUUGAAUUUUGGAGCAAAUCGCCAUUGAAUUCUUCACAUACUCUGUUGGGGUUUUUAUGAUUUUUAUUGGAGGUGAUCUCUGGUUCAGCUCUCCUGGCCUUUUCUGGGGUCCUUCUGUUUGUUUUCUUCUUCCUGACCUCCAUAGCCUGACACAUCCUGCUUUUCCAUAAAUUUAGUCUACCAUCACUCCAGUUGUUGCCUUGUGGUGAUACCAAUAAUAGAAAUAGCUCAGAUCCAAAUAUUAAGAACUGUUUUAAAAAAAAUUCCUGGUUUUGGAGAUAAGCUUAUAGGUUUGUGUAGAGUCUGCAGCACCUCGGUGGAUUUCUUUCUUCGUCUUCUGAGCCUAUUCUGGAUAGGGAAUUUAAACAAGUCUAGAUGACUGUGGAUGAAGCGGACUGUAGUUCUGUGUGGACUAGAGAGCAAGAUAAGGCAUUUGAGGAUGCCCUUGCAACAUAUCCUGAGGAUGAUCUAGAUCGAUGGGAGAAGAUUGCUGCUGAUGUGCCUGGAAAAACUUCAGAAGAGAUUAAAUUUCACUAUGAACUUCUGGUUGAAGAUGUGAAUCAGAUUGAAGCUGGCUGUGUGCCUUUGCCUAACUAUUCUUCUUCAGAGGGUUCAACGGGCCAUGCUGGUGAUGAAGGUACUAGUAAAAAGGGUAGCCACCUGGGGCAUCAUAACAACGAGCCUGCUCAUGGUAAUAAAGCCUCAAGGUCAGAUCAAGAACGCCGUAAAGGGAUUGCUUGGACGGAGGAUGAGCACAGGUUAUUUCUUCUUGGUUUGGACAAGUAUGGAAAAGGUGAUUGGCGAAGUAUUUCCAGAAACUUUGUAGUGACAAGAACACCUACGCAAGUGGCAAGCCAUGCACAAAAAUAUUUUAUUCGUUUGAACUCAAUGAACAAAGAUAGAAGGCGGUCCAGCAUCCAUGAUAUCACCAGUGUUGGCAAUGGAGAUAUUUCAGCACCACAAGGACCGAUAACUGGCCAAACAAAUGGUUCUGCUGGUGGAGGUUCUGCUGGCAAGGCAACGAAACAUCCCCCUCAACACCCUGCUGGAUCCCCAGGUGUUGGUGUUUAUGGUUCUCCAACAAUAGGGCAACCGAUUGGAGGCCCCCUUGUUUCAGCAGUUGGUACCCCUGUGAAUCUUCCUGCCCCUGCACACAUGGCUUAUGGCAUCAGAGCUCCAGUACCAGGAACAGUUGUUCCUGGUGCACCUAUGAACAUGGGUCCUAUGGCAUAUCCAAUGCCACCCACAACCGCGCAUAGAUGAGAUGCAUCAUUUAGGUGCAAAGUGUACAAAGACAAAAGACUAAUUUGCUUGUGUUUCUGUUGGGUGAGUGGCCUCUCCAUUUUACCCUGAAUAAGAAUGCUUAUUUGCAAGCAAAAGCCGUCUGGAGUCAUUUGUUUAUUACGGUAGAAAAUAUGAAAUAAGGCAAUAGGGAGGGAUAGUACAUGCAUUUGUAUAGGCAAGCAGCAUUUAUGGGUAGGUCAGCAAAUUUAGUACCUUUUUGGUUUUACAUUACAGCGCUUAGUCUCAGUAGUCAGUCAGUCAGUGGUAUUUAACUUCUUUUUAUGGCCAAAGUUGUAAAAAACCCAUUUAUACUUUUUCACUAUUUUGAGUAGCAUAUGUUGGCACAUAUUGUGCUUAGCCUUCAUCUA